Molecule: messenger RNA, 7743 nt
Organism: Cataglyphis hispanica
Lineage: Eukaryota; Metazoa; Arthropoda; Insecta; Hymenoptera; Formicidae
Gene: brat
Product: brain tumor protein
Exons: 3
Coding region: 1389-3920 (843 amino acids)
Biological process (GO): negative regulation of translation
Molecular function (GO): mRNA 3'-UTR binding; zinc ion binding; translation repressor activity
Source: RefSeq, a predicted model, not a curated record
GAUCGUUCGCAUUGCCGAUGCGAAGCGAGAGGGGAGAGAGAGAGAGAGAGAGAGAGAAAGAACGAAUGAGAGAUAGAGAGUGAAAGAAAGAGAGAGAGAAAAGAGUGUGUUCGAGUGUGCAUAUGCGCGAAGGGAGCGGAAAAGAAGCAUCAAAAUAAUACGAGGAAAAGGCGUAUUGAGGGAGAAAGAGAGAAAGAAAGAAACAGGGAGGUGAAAGAGGAAGAGUGAACUAUGUUACAAGUCGUCGUCGUGCCGCUCGGUCUCGCCUGAACAAAGGAAGAUUCUUCUCCCUCGGCUCGCCGCGUCGAGGGUCGUUUCCGAUCGACGAACCGUCGGGAUCCUUCCUCGGGUAUCUUCGGUGCGGUUCGUGCGCCUCGAGCGCACACGAAGCGGUCAGUCACGUAGCAGCGGCCGAGGCGUGAGGAACAAAGGACGGUGGCAGGAUCCGUGUGAGAGAGAGAGAGAGAGAGAGACGGAAAAAACUGUGAGGGAAAUAACGUUCUUUUUUUUUUUACGAGCGAUCGUGCACGACAAUAUUGUUGAUAUUUACAAUCAGAGUAAACACAAUCUAUAUCGGGAAUUAUCAAAUCGGGACUCUUUCCUCCGGUCAAACAACGCGAAUCGCAUACCGGUAUAUUUCGAAAGAAGAGACGCGCCUCGAGUUUUGCGACAGGAAGAGAGUGAGAGAGAAAGACUUGCGACGCGUCUCGUCUCGUUCGAGUUCGUCGAAUUGUACAUUGUUUUGCUUUUUUUUAUACUUUUCUAUCCUGACGAUUUUUCUCCCAGUGCGACGAACCCAGAUUAAGAGAGAAAAAAAAACAAAAAAGGAAAAAGCAGUAACGUACCUGCCUGUCGAAUAUCCUCCGUAUCAAAGGAACGUGAUUUGUGAGUGAAAGAAAGAGAAAGAAAAAGAGCUAAAACCCGAAUUUUUUGGCGGUAUAUGUGUCUGCAUCUGGCUUGCCUACCUGUGUGACGAACCGGCGACCUAACCUAACGACAACGACGGUCGGAGAAGUGCGCGCGAGAAGAAUCGGAGGAAGAAUCUCGUUGUGUAAAAGAGGAAAGGGGCGGGAGGGAGGGGGGGAGAAGGUGGCGAAAGGACCGAAAGUGAAAAGGUAAUCGGCCUUCCUUCGGAUUCUCUCCGCCGUUCGUUUAACGACGUCGUUGGUUUUCGUGUGACAUGUGCCACAGAGUGUACUACGAUUGAAAGAGAGGACUCCAAUAGAGGAAGCGCAAUACCUUAUUCGGCAGCACACGGAUUAUCCUCGUAUUUACGGUGAGUAUUGUAAUGUCCCCGCAGAGUACCGUGAAAAAGUCAUAAAUUUUGCAAGUACCCGCGCCACGAGAUUACGAGCAUUAUAUCUUCAGGGGAUGCCGGUUGACUGAAGAUGGCCUCGCCGACACCCUCGCUGGAAUCGCGCGCGAAUUCCCUCGGGUCCCCGGUCUCGCUAUCCCCGGUAACAGUGAGCGGCAGUUCGCCGCCUGCUAGCGACUCGGCGAUCUGCGACGUCGACAGCUGCGAUUUGUGCCUGGACGCGCCGAAGUCGGGCGAGGAUCCGUGCCCGCGCUGCCGGCUGGGUAGCACCGGUCGCACCCGCUGCACCGGCUGCAAGUCCAGUUCGGCCGACGCUGUGGCGCGUUGCUACAACUGCGAUCAGUUUCUCUGUCCGAAUUGCGUAAUGGCGCAUCAGUUUAUGCUUUGUUUCGAGGGUCAUCGGGUGCUGAACCUGACCGACUCCAAGUUGGAGACCGUCGUCGUCGGCGGCGGCGGCGGCGGCGGCGGCGGCAAUGGCAGCGGCGGCGGUAAUGGCGGCGGCGUUGGCACGAUUACCGCCACAACGGAACUACCCAAGACCACCUGCAACGGUAGCAACGGUGGAAGCGGCGGAGGUAACAACCUGGUGAUCAACGGUAGUAGCGGUAACGGCAACAACAGCGAAAAGGUGCACUUUUGCACGCGACACAAGCAGGAGAUAAUCAAGUAUUUCUGUCGGAGCUGCAACGUGCCGAUAUGUAAGGAGUGCACGCUGACGGAGCACGUAGCGCCGCUACACGACUGCGCCCACGUCUCGGACGUGGGUGCUCAGCAGAUCGAGGCAUUGAUGCGGAACAUUCAGGAGUGCCGCGCGAAAGCGGCGGAUGCCCGUGCGGCCGUCAAGGCGGCGGAGCACAGCGCCGCGGUGCUACAGGUGCAGUAUCACAAGGCGCAGAACGAGAUCAACGAUACAUUUCAGUUCUAUCGAUCGAUGCUGGACGAGCGGAAGCAAGAGUUGUUGAAGGAACUCGACUCGGUGUUCUCAACGAAACAGAUCUCCCUCAAUGUGCUCGGGCAACGCGCCAACGAGAUAGCGGAAAAGAUUAUACAUGCCUGCGACUUCGUCGAGCGCGUCACCAAGGUUACCACCAUUACCGAUUUCCUCAUAAUCAAGAAGGUCUUCGAAUCCAAACUACAGACGCUGCUCAAUUGCACGCCAAAUACGGACAUAGCGAAUCAGACCGCGGACCUCGAGUUUGUCAGCAAUUACCAGGCGAUACAAGUAGGCGUGAGAAAUACUUUUGGUUACGUGCGAAGUAGUAGUAGUAGCGAGAACAGCGCCGGCUCGAUCGGCAAGCAGCCACCGAUCGCACGACCUACCGCCUUGUCGAGCAACGGCAUCGGCAGCAGUGGCAGCAACAUCAGCAACGGACCAGGAAACGGAGCAGGUUCCUUAGGCGGUCUUCUCCUGGACCGUACUUACAGUAAUGGCCUGAUCUCUUCCAAUAUGAAUUGCGGCUCGUCUUCGUCACCUUCCUCGAUUGACACCAUCAGCACCGUGAUCUCGAAACGUUUCAGCUCGGCCAACAGCCUGGGCCCAUUCUCCACGACGAUCAGUGAUGUUAAUCUGAACGGCAUGAAUGCCAAUCCGUAUGAAAAGUGGAGCAACGGCGGUAGCGACGCUUAUCCAGUCGUAACGACGAACGACCAUUUCGCGAUGCCGUCGGCGGUAGCUGUGGCGGCAAAUAACGCGCCCGGCGAUUCCGUCCUCGAUUUGACAUCCAAGUUGAUGUCCGCUACCGCCAUAUUUCCACCCAAGUCGCAGAUCAAGCGGCAGAAAAUGAUCUACCACUGCAAGUUCGGCGAGUUCGGCGUAAUGGAGGGACAGUUUACGGAACCAUCGGGCGUUGCGGUGAAUGCACAGAAUGACAUCAUUGUUGCCGACACGAACAAUCACCGCAUUCAGAUCUUUGACAAGGAGGGCAGAUUUAAAUUUCAGUUUGGCGAGUGCGGUAAACGCGACGGCCAACUGCUUUAUCCGAAUCGGGUCGCCGUCGUGAAGACGUCUGGUGACAUUAUCGUCACGGAGCGUUCGCCAACACAUCAGAUACAGAUUUACAAUCAGUAUGGUCAGUUUGUACGCAAAUUUGGCGCGAACAUCCUCCAACAUCCGCGUGGCGUCACCGUCGACUCGAAGGGGCGUAUUGUCGUAGUGGAGUGCAAGGUAAUGCGUGUCAUUAUCUUUGAUCAGACUGGCAACGUUCUGCAAAAGUUUGGCUGUUCGAAGCAUCUCGAAUUCCCGAAUGGCGUGGUGGUGAAUGACAAACAGGAGAUCUUCAUCAGCGACAAUCGCGCCCACUGCGUCAAGGUUUUCAAUUACGAGGGUGCUUAUCUACGACAAAUUGGCGGUGAGGGCAUCACCAACUAUCCUAUCGGCGUCGGCAUCAACACUCAUGGCGAGAUACUGAUAGCGGACAAUCAUAACAACUUCAAUCUAACCAUCUUCACGCAAGACGGUCAACUGGUCUCAGCUCUCGAGAGCAAGGUCAAGCACGCGCAGUGUUUUGAUGUAGCGUUAAUGGACGACGGCUCGGUAGUGCUCGCUAGCAAGGAUUACCGGCUGUAUAUAUACCGUUAUGUGCAGGUACCGCCGAUCGGCAUGUAGAGCAGCGACGCGUCACGACGACGACGAUGAUCGUCGUGCGCCAGUGUCAACAUUUGUCAUCGUAUCAUCAUUCUCGUUAUCAUCAUCAUCAUCGCCGCUCCGCAUCAUUGGACGGCCACACGGGAUCACCGCGAUCUCGUCGAUCUUUCCUUUCACCUACGCUCGCCUGUCUUGUCUUUUUCUACAUCCGCAUUUUAUCACCAACGCUUGCGCGCUCAAUUCCACCACUAUUGCCAUCACCUUUUUUUACUCGCCUCCAUCUACGAGACGUUUCACGAAUCGCCGACUAUUAGAGAAGGAGCGCACCAUACGCUCCGUAUACGCGAGGGUUCGACUCCCUCGAGUGAGUGUCGUUUACGCGGCAAGAAUGGAGUCUUCGAAGCGUUUCUCCUGUGGACUCCGCCAUACGGCAUCAUCGGACAUCAUCGACAUCAUCGAUGGUACGCGAGAAAGCAUAGCGCGCGCGUUUUCCUCGAUACUCUCUCCGCGUCUUCGCGAGCGGCGGCCCGUUUUGCUCGGACGAAAAGGAGGAGAGGCACGCGACGCUCUAUGUGUUAUCCUCGCGACAUCGAAUGUCGAGGAUCCGCAAGCAAAAGAGAGAAAGAGAGAGGACGUAAUCAACUUUGCUGCCCCGACAAAUUCGCGCGCGCUCCUUUCUUCGCGCGUACGCGCCGUAUAUACGCGUGCGCGUGCACGAUAACUUACUUGUUAAUGUUGUUAUAAUACUGAAAAUACUGUUGUUGUUGUUUAGUUGUAGAGCUCGCCGCCGCUAGUCACUUCCCCCUCCCCCCUCCUCUCCUCCUUCCUCUUCCCUUCGCGUCCGUUACCAAUCCUCCUUUCCUCUUCCUUUAUCCUGAACUAAUCACGAUCUUCUCUCUGAGAUCUUGUCCGAUAAUCAUACACAGAGAAGCGCGUUUCUAUUCGACGACACGGGCCGCAUGCAAACGUCACGCAUGCCUGAAUCGAACGCGCGUUUACACGUUUUUUCGUUUUGCUCUCUCCAACGUGAUGGUCGAUCAGCGUGUCAUUUCCGGUCAUCGCGAUUCGAAGCGUCCCCGUACAAAAGCUUGCGAGAAACAUUGUCGCACGAAAUAUUAUUGUUUCAUCAUUUAUUUUCCUGAGAGAUCCACUAAGGUCCACGCGAUAUUGUAACUGUUUGCACGGAUCUUAAUGGUCCUACGACAGGACGAACGAAACCCUCUGUUGAAUGGCUUGUAUGAUCUUAGACUCGUGAGCUGCAAGUUACUAACUCAUACACAUCAACUCGAACAGCGGUCUUUCGUUAAUUGGUUUCCCAAAUUGUUCGCGCGCUAUCUGAAUGGAUAAUUGGUUGACUUUAUUCAGAUAAAACAUCCAAUUGAUCCAUGCGACAUUGACAUGAUUGCGCCAAAUAGUUUGAGAAAUUAUUUAGACAUAUUAAUUAAUAGGAUGAAAUUUCAAUAUAACAUUUCAGUAUAGCGUUGACAGAUUUGGGUGACUGGAUCGUUGAAUCGUGUGCGGACGCGUAUUUAGAGCUUUGAGAUCAACGAUGAUUGAAUCGCCGCGAGAAUCGUAGAUUUCCAAAGCAAGACGUCUAAUACAUUUACGAACCGAUAGACCGAUCCGCUAUCCCUAUCAUCGAAUUAUCUCUUCGCGAUUAUUUUUGCAUCCGAAUUUUUUUUUUUUUUUGUUUUGUUUUUGUAUAAUGAUUAUCGACAAUUCCUACGGAAAUUCAUCCUGAGGUGCAUUUAAUAUUCAAUUAUGACAGCGAUGUCGUCGAACGGUCAUCGUGCACGUGUUUAUUUCUUCUCAAUUCAAUUUACUGUUAUUGAUUAGUUUUUUUUUUAUCUAGUUAAUUUCUAUCAUUUUUCUCUCCUGUGUUCUGUUAUUUUAUCGCAACGUCGAAUUUGAGCCGAUCUAUAUUAAAUACUUAAUCGUACGCACAGUUUUUCUAACUAGUUUUAUCACUGUAAGAUUCGCAUUGAUAAAUUUAGCGACUCACACUUUUAUUGCCAAGCGACAUUAUCUCAAUAUAUUUAAAAUAUUAUUCUUCGCGAAGAAUACGUAAAUAAUUUACCUGAGAAAGCAUUUUGGCAAAGUACGAAAUUCUGAUGUAAAUAAAUCGCUCAUAGAUUGACGGCGCAGAUAAAUUGACUAGAACAGAUAAAGAUUGUUUAAUUCUCACGGAGAGAUACGCGGGAAUCGUCGAGUGCUCGUAGAGACUAGAAUAGUAUUAGAGAGAUGAAGUUUUAAGAAAAGAAGAGCUGCACACAGCAUUUUGAGCGUUUCCGCUACGUACAAUUGACGGCAUUAAUUUGUCGAAAUUUAUUCUCGGCCCUUGUAGCAGAAAAUGUAGUAGCAAUCACGCAUGUUUAUCGUUUAUGUUUAUAACAUCAUCCUCGUCAAGGAACGAAAGCAUGCUUUCUCCAACUUCCCAUCCUUGAGCUCUUCUUUCUCUUCUUUUCUUUUUUUAUUUUAUUUUAUUUUAUUAUUUUUUUUCAUUAUCAUUAUUAGCCUAGUAGUAUCGUAGAGCGUAUAGUAGCUAUUAGUCAUUUUAGUAAGCGUGUAAGACUUUCCUUUUUUUCACUCUAUAUCUCGUUCUCUCGAUAAAUUAUCACAACUACACAUGGGACACAUUUCUGUUUUUCCCUGAUUUCCGCUUGUGUCGUUGCUGCUUUACGUUCUAGUAUUUCGAUAAAAACAUCAACGAGAUUAGAACCAAUAUCCUUCGACCCUUUUCCGACUGCCGCGCAACCGUUUUAGGUUGCGCAUCGGCAUCAUCGUUUAUUCUGCAACUUAUAGUAUUAAUAUAUUUUGUUGGAUAGAGAUAAAAAAAAAUCACGCCAAUCAUACACACACGUGGCAGUUCCCCAUAGUUCUUCGCCGCGCGGCUCCACGCACGUACAUGUUUGCUCUAUUAUUAUAUUAUAUUUUUAUUAAUAUUAUUGUAUUUUUUAUUAUUAUAUCAUUACUAUUAUUAACGCUUGUGUGUUGCGACUUUUGAUGUGACAUUUUCGAUUGUCGAUGUGAGACGUUAUUCAACAUCUUCCUUCCUCUCGUGGUGAGACACUGUGAAGGGAAAAAGGCUAGCUGGCAUAUAAUCCUAAUUUUAAAGCUAUUACUCGACUACGAGGCCUCGCGGAUUACAGAUCUUCUAUUACCGAGUAAAUAUCGUCGCUCGCGCAAACAUUCGGCGCAAUUCCGAAAGUUUCGGAAAGUCCUUUCAAGUCGAUCCAAAACUUUCGGACUUAGCGCUUAAUCAUCAUUCAUGAAAAUAGUUAUUAUAUCAAUCGGAAGAUAGAUUUUUUUAUGUGUAAAUAAGCGACUAAUUUAAUCAAAUUUUUUUUAAAGAUUGAUCUCCCAUUACUUUGAUCGUGCAACACUUGCUUUCGAUCAAGUUGUGGAUAUCGUUUCAACUUGAAAUAACAGAUUUUUAAAUUGAUUAGUAAAUAGGAAUAAAAGUAAAUAAUAUAAUGAUUUAUUAUAACAGUUGACCAUUCGUGAUUUGAUUAGACGAACAAUAAUUAAAAUGCGCGCGAACGUUUCUGCGCCUUUGAAUUCGAUUUCGAAGACGAUUGAUCGUAAUCGAAGAUCUUAGAAUAAUCUGUGGGCAUCGCUGUCUCGUGAUUACUUGAUUUGGUAGUCGAAAUUUGAAGCUCUGGUAUGAGCGGACAUUUGUGAGAUUAAAUUGAAAAUUUUUGUUUGACUUCAAUUAAUAAUUAAAGAUUUUGAUCUGAAGAUAUGAAAAUUUUCGAUCAACUAUUAAGCAUUUAUAAUGCACGAUCAAAGAGAUAAAUUGUGAUUCAAGCGUUUAGUACCUGGUAUAAAGAUUAAUAAAUUGCCA